AAUUUGUGAUGGACAUUGGAAAAGAUCACCCAAAGGAAGAAUAUAAGUACAACCAUAAUAUGGACAAGUACAAGCAAACGGCUAAUGAAACUAUUAAUAAUGCUAGAAUGGAGUCAAACUAUAUAAUGCAAUCUCAAGAGAACACAAUCAGGGAUGCUCCCUCUGUAUAUGGAGAGAAGAUCCCUGUACAUCUGGAUUGUCCAAAUUGCCAUGAGAAUGUGCUUACCAAGACAAAACCCCAUAUUUCAAACAAACAAUGGAUCAUAUGCUUAGUAAUGUUCGUACUUGGUUGUGAUUUUUGAUGUUUGGGUCCUUGCUAUAUCCCCAGUUGUUAUGACUAUGAUCACCUGUGCUCAAAUUGAGGCUUUUAUAUUGGCAGUUCAAAGUAGU
This is a messenger RNA of Moneuplotes crassus, 390 nucleotides long. Lineage: Eukaryota; Ciliophora; Spirotrichea; Euplotida; Euplotidae. The record is from the annotation of a GenBank genome assembly.